AGGGGCGACUAUCACCGCCGACCAAAUCGCUAUUCCUUCCGAUUAGCUCCCUCUCAACGACAAUCAUCACACCGAAGAAUCUCAGAUGGAUUUCGAAGAGCCUCCCCUGAUCUGUAUCUGAACGUACGAAGCCGCUACCGGACUCACCCCUUCGAUCCGGGUUUAUCGUCUAAUGGAGGUAAGAAUUCAUUGCCUAACAGAGAUGACUAUUGGCUCCCAAUCCGAGGUGCCAAUCGGCGUAGAAGCUCAGGUCGGCGCUCAAUUCAAGGAUGGAGGAGCCCAAUCCGGGAACCCUAUCAACAUAUUGGCGAAAAAACACAAGCACCAAUCAGAGAUUUGACAGUACCUCCAGACCUUCAGACUUCAUCCACAGCAACCUUCUGGAAUACCGUACGAAUUCCCAGCAGACGGCCAAUCUUCAGGCGUCUCUCACCCUAGGUCAUGACACUUUUACUCUCUUCCAUUCCUUUUACAAUCAAACUUACUGUGUCUCUGUUGAAGGAAAGAGAAAUUGUAUUAUUUGGCUUGACUCUGAUUUACUUAGUUGGUUGGUGGAAUGCCUCUUAAAAAUCUCUUUUGAACCAUGUUGGGUUUUCUCAAGAAUUACUGAGAAGAGGACUUUGAAAGUGGGUAGGGAAUCUGAUUUCAUAAGUAUCUCUGAAUCUAGAAUGGAGGGCACUCGGUCAAUCUCAUUGCCAAGAGGUAUGAACAACCUUUUGUUAAGGAAAUUCAUCUCCAACCUUCAAUCUUUCUGUAGCAGUAGCUCGGCGAAGCAGAACAUUAGUACCAAGCCAUCCAAGGACCUUCCAACUGGGAAUGAAGAGAACAACCGAUCUCCACUACACCCGCGGCAGAACAUCAGCACAACAGACAAGCAAAAAUCCAGUGUCACUCCAAGGACUUUCCAGUUUGCAGACCAGCAGAACACCUACGGAAACCUGUCUAUAGCAGAAUCCCGGGAUUACGCAACCAGUCGGGGAGAAUGGCUCCCUAGUGUUCACAAGCCAUACAACUUGGAUAUCUCUUUAACCACAUCCUUGCUCUGUUGGGAAAGUGAAACCCCCAAUCUUCCUACACCUUGCGAUGGUGAAUUCCCAGGGCUAUGUAGUUAUGACCGUAUGAUUUUUGACCAAGACACUUGCUCAAAAAGUUUGCUUGCAAUGGACAUUGGGCCUCUCUCACAUGCUGAAUUUUACAAUGCUAACACUAACACACCCUUUUCCGCCAGGGAGAGAUCACUUUCAGGGAAAGCACUAACACAGAUAGCUCCAGGAUUCCCGGCUUCUAGGGUAAGAGGAACUCAAUCUGAACCUCCCCGCCCACUUUCCCCAACAGCCCCUCCUUUCAUCCCCUCCUCUUAUAACUCAUUCCGGAUUCUGGAGACAUGCCAAGACAGUGAGGAACCGCCAGUGGAACAAUCUUUAAAUGGAGAUAGAGACAAGAUUGACUUAUUAAAUUGCUUUUCUACCUCUAGGUUGCUGAAGCUUUAUGCCCUCGAGGAUGUGGCCCCUUAUAGUGGAGAGCCGGCUCUUUAUACUCACUCUGAAGGUGAGUCAAUAGCUUUGAAUGACUCAAAGCUUGAACCUUGUAGAUUCAGCAUCCCCAGCAGCUCCACAGUCUCAAUGUCAUUCCCAAAAUUAAUCAAAGGAAAGACAACUUCAUCACCGUCACAUAUGGUCACCAUGAGCAGGGCUAGGCAACUAGCCGAAGGAAGGAGAAAAGCUCCCAUUAGGGGAGUUGACACCUCGGACGAUGAUGAAGAGUCCUUGUUUGACGGUAUUCAUUCUGCCUUCAAAAGAAGCUGUCCAACCAUUCAAACUAAGAAGACCUGUGCACCUGCCCCGGUUCCUCAAAGCCCCCAACCGAAACUUACCAAAAAUCAGAAAAAGAAGGCGAAGACGAAAAUAAAAAAGGCUCGGGCAGCGGAGGCUCACAUAGCUCUCAAAGCUAAAAUCUCUGAGUUAUAUGAACACUUUGAAGAAGAUUAUGAUUGUGUAGAUUUCCUAUAAAUCUCUUCUUCUUUUGUAGUCUUUAUUUGGACGGCCCAUUAGGGGUUGGAUCCAAGUUCUUCUAGAUUUGGGCUUUGUUCGGGUUU
Molecule: messenger RNA, 2095 nt
Organism: Cuscuta campestris
Lineage: Eukaryota; Viridiplantae; Streptophyta; Magnoliopsida; Solanales; Convolvulaceae
Source: the annotation of a GenBank genome assembly